CAACAGACGGGCAGCUCAGAGCUGUGGACAGGCAGAGUCUGCGAGGGAGCCAAGAAGAUGAGAGAAAGAGCAGAAUAACUCAACAAACUGAGAGCAGAGGGGAGCAAGGUUGGCUUCUGUCUGUUUCUUUCUCUUAAUCCGUAAAUCUUCUAUAAUCAGGAUGAGAGGGAGAGAGCACGUUGCCUGACUUAGGGCAGCAGAGUCUAUGUUGGGACCGGGCUGGUGAGGCAACCUAAGUGGCCGGCAGGAGAAAAAUGGAGGGAGGAGGCUGAAGCGGAGCUCAGGUUGGGGAACCUCACCGUAACCGGUCGAUGCUGUGCACAAGCGGCAAGAGCAGAGAGAAGAUGGUUUGACCACCAUGAGGACAAAAUAAAACCUUCACCAAGGAGCAGAAGAGGACUGAGCCAUGGCGGGAUUCUUUUGGGUAUGUGUGGUCUGUCCUGGCCCCUGACCCCCAGGUGUGAACCCCGACUGAAGGGGCCACGAUGGCGGCUGCGUCCGAUGACCCACACCUGGGUCCUGGCCCGUCGGAUGACGAAGAGAUCCUCCUCGAUGAUUCUGACUCGGGGAGCGUGCUCUCUGACGACUCGGUGCUCCCCGAGUACAACCGAGAAACGAUCUAUAAGGAGCCAGCUAAAACGCUGUACGAGGCCUGCGCAAGGAACGAUCCCACAUCCCUGCGCAGCAUACUGGAGAGAGGGGUCACCAAGGAGGAGGCUAUGGAGUUAGACAUCAAUGGCAGGAACGGACUGAUGCUGGCUGUGUCCAGAGGUUUUAUAGACAUCGUCACGCUCCUGCACAGAUGUCCACUGAUAGACAUCAACCAUCAAGACAACGAUGGCAACACUGCCCUCAUGAUCGCCGCACAGGCCGGAUUCAUCACCAUCCUCAACUACAUCCUGAACUAUUAUUCUGGCGUGGAGACUGAGAUCAGAGACCCCCGCGGCUUCACAGCCCUCAUCAAGGCAGGUCUACAGGGCCGGGAGGAAUGUGUGUCUGCCCUGCUGAUGCACGGUGCAGACAUGCACGCUGUGGACCUGGUCCAAGGCAGAGGUCUUAAGGACUGGGUCCUUCGGACUGGACGCUUUGAGACCCUGAACAGGAUACGCCGCCUGCAGGCUCACUCAGUUGCCGAGCAGUUCUGUGAAAGGUACAAGCCUGAGUGGCCUGAACUGAAGCAACUGGUAGAAAAGGCCACUGCCCCCAAAACCACCAGUCAGAAGCUGAGGCAGCGCUUGAAAGACAGCCUCACCUUCAGCUUCCCACACGACCCCCAAGACAACGGGGUCAUGGACCACAUGGUUCGGAUAACCACGGGCAUUCACAGCCCCCUGGUUGCCACCGGCACCCGGCCGCUCUGUCCCACCAGUCCCCCUGAGAUCGGCAAGAGAAGGUUCGCCGUGCCGGAGCUGCUUGAAAAGCACAGCAGUAAGGAGCUGGAGGAGAGCACCGUGUCGCACAGGAACGGAUCCAUCGCCUCGGCGACUCCGACGGUUCUGUCCGCCACCUCUGUUUCUCUGACAUCCUGCUGCCAGGAGGCAGAGCGCAGGGAGAGCGUGGUGUCAGGCAGCGUGAGAAGCUUCAUCCCCCGCAGCAUGGCACACAGGAACAGCAUAUUCCCCUCGGGCUGCAUUCCUAAGAUUGAAGUGACAAAGUCUGGGGAGCCCACACCAAAAAAGGAGAAAAAGAAGAAGAGGCAGAAGGGUUACCUGGAGCCGCCCGUCUGGAAGUACAAGGAGGCCAAGGAGGAGAAAAAGAGAGAGAAGAAGAGACAAGAACAGGAAAAAGAGCAUGAGAAGAAAUCCAAGGGGUCCAAAAAGUCCUCCAGCAAACGUUGAGUCAGGCAGAUAAAAUUUCACUGUGAUGUGGCCAUGCAGGAAAUAAAUAAAACAGUGGGAUAACACUGACUCGGAUUUCUGUAACAUGACAGAAAGUCACUGCGAAACACCUCUCAGAGGGAGCAUCUGACAAAACUCAGGAACGGAUCCGAACUUUGGCUCCGAAUGAAACUGGGACCCACUAGAUAUGUUUAGGGGUCGUACAAGCCUUCGUUUGGUGAAAAGCUUUAUGGUAUCCGAAUGCAAUACAAACAGCCUAUAGCCUGUACUGUAAAACAGACGUAUACAAUCAAAUGCCUUCAGAGAAAAUGAAUUAGUGUCACAGUUAUCUAACCAUUGUGUCAAGAGGACCAGAAGAGACCAAAAUUAUUCUUUACUGUCCCCAUUUUCAUUUUCCUUUGUCGUUCCUAAACUUUAUGCCAAUCAGACACAAAAUCACGACCCCUGGCAGCUUAAGUGAACUGAUUAUCUUUCCGUCACGGUACCUGUUACUGGUUGGGAAAUAUUAGCCGAGAAGAUUUUUUUUUUUUUCCAGGUCGCCGAUGUCAUAGAAACGUGGAAAAUGGACCAGAAUUAGAAUCUGGGUGACUUUGACAAGGGCCAAAUGGUGGUAGCUGGAUUAGAGCGUCCCCAAAAAGGCAGCUCUUGAGAUGUGUUACCGAUCUGCAGCCACAUGGGCUGGCCCAUGUGGUCUGAUCCAACAGACGACCUACUGUAGCUCACAUUGUAGAUGUUAAUGCUGGUUCUGAUAGAAAAGUGUCAGAAUACAGAGUAAAUGACAGACUGUAGAGUUUGGGGCUGCUUAGUAUGGAGUCAGACCUGUCGGACCCCAUGAUGUCUACCAUCAAAGAUGAUCAUGUGAGCACAAGAAGUGGACCUCAGAGGAAAAGAGGAAGACAACAUGUUCUUUUCCACCAUGUAGAUGCCUGGGUGCAUGUGUGUGCUGCCUACCUGAGGAGCGCAUGGAACCAGGAUGCACUAUGGGAGGAAGGCCAGUGAGUGGAGGCUGUGUGAUGGUUUGGCCAAUGUUCUGCUGGGGAACCUUGGAUCCUGACGUCCAUGAGGAUGUCACUUUGACACCUUUUCCCAACAAGCUUGAGGUGCUGAACCUUAGAGAUGUACUGGAGAAAAAAAGACCAAUCCUUGUUGGGCAGAACGGAUCUGCAGGGUACCACAGCACAGCUUUGUGAGUCUGGAGGAGUUCAUGCCUCGAUGAGCUGUAUUGGCUGCCAAAGGGGGAUCAGCACAACACUCAGCAGGUGACCAUAUUGUUACGCCUGAACGGUGUUUACUCCCUGAUUUUCCCCUCUGCAGCAUGUAGCAUCUGCCAGAUGCCUUUAUAGUGUUUUCACUUGUUUCUGAUGCUCCAGAAACAAAAUCACAACAGAAAGGUUUAAAGCUGAAAAGUCGUAUCUCUGCACGUUUGGCUUGUGGCGAAAA
This is a messenger RNA of Fundulus heteroclitus (mummichog), 3278 nucleotides long. RefSeq names its product ankyrin repeat domain 33Aa (gene ankrd33aa). The transcript has 5 exons. NCBI's taxonomy places the organism in Eukaryota, Metazoa, Chordata, Actinopteri, Cyprinodontiformes, Fundulidae. The record is from RefSeq and is a predicted model, not a curated record. The coding region runs from base 486 to 1838 and encodes 450 amino acids. Gene Ontology annotation, molecular function: protein binding.